This is a messenger RNA of Trichomonas vaginalis G3, 861 nucleotides long. RefSeq names its product protein serine/threonine kinase protein. Gene Ontology annotation, biological process: intracellular signal transduction; protein phosphorylation. Gene Ontology annotation, molecular function: ATP binding; protein serine/threonine kinase activity. Lineage: Eukaryota; Parabasalia; Trichomonadida; Trichomonadidae. The transcript has a single exon. The record is from RefSeq and is a predicted model, not a curated record. Gene Ontology annotation, cellular component: cytoplasm. The coding region runs from base 1 to 861 and encodes 286 amino acids.
AUGGAAAAUUUAUUUGACGGAUCACUAUUAAGCUAUGCAAAUAAGAAUGGUCCUAUGAAAGAAGAAGAUGCCGCAGUAAUUUUUAGCGAGCUAAUCAUUGCGCUCCGAUAUUUGCAUGAUGAAUGCAACAUCGCCCACAGAGAUAUCAAAGCAGAAAACAUACUUUUGGAUGAAAACCAUAAUAUCAGACUUAUAGACUUUGGAAUAAGUCGCAUCCACGACAUAGAAACAGAAUAUAUGAAAACGAAUUGCGGGUCAAUUCUAUAUGCAGCGCCAGAGAUUAUCAGCGAGAAAGGAUAUACUAAAUCUGUUGACAUUUGGAGCGCUGGUGUCUUACUUUACGCAAUUGUUGUUGGUCAUUUUCCUUUUGAAGAAAAUAAUUAUAAGAAUUUGACCCAUAAGAUCGUAUAUAGCAAUGUAGAAUACCCUCCAUGCCUCUCAAUAUUGUUAACCGAUUUAUUACAGAAGAUGCUCGUAAAAGAUCCAACUCAAAGAAUUACGAUCAAAGAGAUUCUCGAUCACCCAUGGCUUAAGAAAUAUGCCGUGAAUAUCGAAAAUCUUCUCAAAUCCACCAAAUUUGACGAGAAGGAGAUGGAAUCUCAAUAUGAAAAAUAUCCAACUGUAGAUAAGGAUCUCCUUAGAAAUAUCGUGGAAAGAAGAUUCUACACCAACGCUAUCCACUCAAUUCGCUUCAAUCCACAUGGAUUUCAACCAAAAUAUCGUUCUCUCCCUCAAAUUGUGUUCACUUAUAGAAACCCAAUCAGUCCAGUUAUUCCUUACGCCAGUAAGAUAAGAAUUCCGUCAAAUAUCAAAAAGCGUGUUAUUAUUCAACCUCAUAUCACCCUUCCUAAUGUCCAAUAA